GAUGGCGAAUUCUGCGUGGAACUUGAAAUAAGCAAGGUUGAAAUCUUAAAAGAAUGGGUUACAUAAAUUUGUAUUUUUUAUAAAUCGUAAGAAAUGAAAACCUCGUCUCGAUACGAUCAAGAAAGCGGAGGCUGGAAUGCAAAGUUUGGAGAACAAACAAGAAAACAGAGGCAUCCAUUGCCAAAGCUUAUUGGCCUUCCUGCUAUUAACUACAAUGGUCUGAGGUGGUUGUGUGAUAUUGAAGGCCUUGGAGAGAGGGACAGGCCAUCCACAUCAGAAGCUCAUGAGUUAUUUUUAGCCAACUAUCCAAAGAUGUUCAACAAUCCCAAACAGCAAGCUUUAAACUUAUCUUUAAAUUCUACACAGCCAAGAAAGCUCAAUUUUGGUGAUGGCCAGUUACUUAAAGCUUCAGAAACCAAAAUACCACAUGACAAAGGGUUAUUUCCUCACUGGUGUAAAGGAUUUGAUGUUCCAGUAAGCCACAACAUAUCGGAACACCUUUCCAAGCUUCAUAAACAUUCAGUCAUCACCAUGUCUGCAGCUGCCUUACUUGACAUGAGAAUAAAGUCCAUUAAAAGAGUGCUACGGAAACAACCCUUUGAAAGAAAAUCAAAGGAGAAUGAGGUGCUAUUAAAACACUUGCAGUACUUUCCAGAAAUAGCUGAGCAGGUAUCAAGACAUGUGCUUAAGGAACUGUGUUCUGUGGCACAGCUUGACAAAUGUCCAGAGGAAGAUUACACAGUAUUUGGGAACACAGGACUGCAUCUCAUCUUGCGUGGCAGUGUUAUGGUGCAGUCAUCACAAGCAUUCUCACCUGAACUUUCAAGAGAAGCAACUGAGGUCUCCUCUCCAUCACCCUCCUGUAUCCUUGAAGAAGAUGAGCUACAAAUUUCAGAAAAGCUCACUGUGGGCCAGUGUUUUGGAGUCCUAAGCAAAGUUGAAGAAAAGGAGGCAAACUCAAAACUUCUCUCUGUUGUCUCCUUGGAGCCAUGUGAGUUCUUGAAGAUUUCAACCAGUGACUAUGCUAGAGUUAUACAGAUAAUUCAAGCCCGAGAGGAAGAGCAGAAGUUGUCUCUAGCAAAGGUGUGUAAGCUGUUCAAUAGCUGGCCUCUGUUGUCACUCAAAAAAAUUGCAGGGCUCAUCAAAUGGAGAAAGUUCCCACCAGGUCAAGUUCUGGUGAGCGAAGGUGAAAGAUGUGAAGUGAUAGGGUUCAUUAAGAGUGGGGAGUGCCUUCUGAGACGUUACAUCAAUGUAGCACAUACAUUUCCAAACGGUAGAAAGGAGCAGCGUGUCAAGUCCGUAAUGAUUGGCAGACUGUCUCCUGGAGACUCGUUUGGUGAGAUAACAGUCCUGAAGGGCUUGCCAAUGCCAUGUUCAGUCAUCACAGACACUCAUGUACAAAUAGGCACCAUAUCUACACUCGAUGUCCAUGACUUGGAUGAGGUCACAAGGUCUCUUCUCUCGCAGUCCUAUUCAGUGAUGGAUGCCAAUUUAACAGAGGACGAGAUACAAAAAGAGUAUAUCGAACAGGAGAAAGAGAAGGAAUGGGUCAGGUUUAAGAACAAAGUCGUCGGCAAUGUGUUACACCACAGAGGCAUUCUUCCUGGUUACAGCAAGUGGAGCAGAAAUCCGUCACUUUUGGAGGUGUCAGAGAAAUGAACCAAAUUAGCGAUCACGUGUCCGAUUGACUUCACUGCCUUAGUUCUCUUUAAGCAUCAGAACGAGGACGUCAUUUUCAGACGGAAGGUCACGCGGAGUAGUCUGGGCGAGACCUUACACCGGCUUUCGGUAUUUGGAUUCCCCCUUCUCGAGUGGGUGGGGGGAGGGGAGGGGAGGGGAGGGGAGAAGGAUGGAGAAGGUUAUUUGGUGUGCUUUCUCACCACGGUACAUCAGAUCAAAAGAAAUGAGUGUUAUUUCUUAUCUUAUAUCAGACCUGAAAACAAUGAAACCCGAAAGAAUAAAUAACAUAUCCGUUGGCUGUCGGCAUACCUUUAUCCUUCACACAGGACCAACCAUCCCUAUCCCCUUCUCUCCCCCCCACCCACGAUUCUUACCCAUGGCAUCAUUAAGACUCCAUACAAAAAUUCUUUAAGUCAUUGCAAGAGAUUAUCAAGUCUUGAUCACUAUUCACUAGAGAUACCAUUUUGCUUAGUUCCUAGCUACCACUCAAUUUUUGGAGGGUACAAAUCUCAGCUAAUGCACAACUGCCUCUGAUGCACCAGUACAGAUCUGAAUUGUAUUUACUGUAUCUAGAAAAAAGAAGGAUUAUUUUCUUUUUCGAUUUAAAUUUACAAAUAUCAUUUGAAAAAUUUGGUUUGUAUUUUGUACAGAGUUGUUAAAAAAGUGUAGUCGCACCAUUGUAAAUAUGUGAAAUAUUACAUGCAGCAACAAAAUAUGCGUAAACUUAAAGAAAAAUGAACUCCAGUGUAAAGUGAAAAAUUGCGAUCAGGUGGCCAUUCUCUUCGAAAACCCCGGCUUGCGAGCAGACCCUCAUUAUCGCUGCAGGACUCGCGUGUUUCUCCGCCCGCGGGAAGAUGUGAGACGAGUCGGGAAGAGGUAUACCGCGGGUCUGGCACCUCGCGAACGAAAACUGGAAGAAGGAUAAAACUAACUCUUGCGCACCUUAACGCUAAUGUAUCGACCGUAGAGUCUUCGUUUUAGCACUUUUAACCAAACUGUAUUGACCAAAAGGGUGUUUACAGAGCACCAGGAAUAAGAACUUUUAACUUCCGGUUGCUGUGCGCGUCUCUAAAAUGUUGGUGCUUAUUAUUAAUAGACCUCUCGCUGGCUCACGUUGCACAAGGUUUCACGAUUUCCCGCGGGUGGAGGAGCGCUCGUUCCCAGGCUCUUAUAAUGAGGGCCUGCUUGCUAGUAGGCUGCUAAAACGUAGAUUCAUCAACAAAUUCUCGGACUUGUUGAUCAAAGUAUCUCUGAAUUACUUACUUGUGGAGAACAUAUGUGUGAUUAGCAAAAUACAAUACGCCAUGAACAUAAAAUAUAUAUUAACCUCACUUUAUUUCAUCGAUUU
Messenger RNA from Pocillopora verrucosa, 3028 nucleotides. RefSeq names its product cyclic nucleotide-binding domain-containing protein 1-like. Lineage: Eukaryota; Metazoa; Cnidaria; Anthozoa; Scleractinia; Pocilloporidae. The record is from RefSeq and is a predicted model, not a curated record.